UGGCCGCGACGGUGCAGUGCCUCUGGGCUUCCUGCCAGUGGCGUCUGAUUACAACAUGAGCACGCGCAAGAGAGCUGUAAUAAACAGUAUUAUUUACUUGUAUGGAGAAUCGCUGAGUGGCGUUUGCUCCGGUAUGAAAGCGUGAGUUAGAGAUCUCUUGUUUCUAACUGAUUCUAACAUAUCCAUGGAUUUAAAAGAAUCGGGAAGCGUCGUUUUAACCGCCUACCAUUCAUUCACUGCCUCAAGGAUACAUUUGGUCGAUGAGCGCUAUGAGCCGUAUGAGUCUCCUGCUAGCAGGAAAGCACAGAAUCUGGGAAUUGCGAGGAUGACUUCGGCAGGAGCGAUGCCUCCCUCUCCUCCUGAACGCUCCAUAUCCCAAGACUCUCAGGAUUCCAUGCAGGAUUACUGGAGCGAGAUGAGGAACAUUGAGGAGGACUACCAGGGAGGUCAGGAGGAGAUGAUGGAGAAGGGCAGCAGUGAUGAAGCGGAACUGGAGGAAGCGUGGCUUCACGAAGCUGGUCUCUCCCCACUCGUGUCCGGAGCGAUCGUUGACAGUCCUGCCGAGGCUCUCCUUUCAACACUCACUCGCUCACAGGCCGCCAUGGUGAAAAAACGCCUAGACAACUACACACAAACCCUACGCAAAAGAAACAAGCAGGCCAUACGCCAUGUCCGGGAUGUCUUCUCCACGACUGACACAUCGACUGUUGAACCAACUCCCACAGUGUCCCCAAAUGGGACAAUUACACCGAUACUGCCACAUUGGAUACCUCCCAAAGACUAUGUCUGUAUGCACAUGUUUGCUGUAGGUAACCAGUCAUGCCCAGUGUUCUCCCCUGUGGAGAGCAGCAUGUCAGAGUGUCAGCUGGAGCCGAAUAUCUUGUCAUUUGAAGUACCAUACUCCGAGGGAGUGACGGCUCAUCGGAAAGGCCACGACCGCCUUGACUGCCAAAGGAUCUGGAAAGGAGACAAGGAUUUACCAACAUUCCAGAUUGUGAAGCCUAAGCAAGGGCUGACCAGAGUGCAAGACUUGUCCUCAGAAGACAUCAAGAAGAUCGGCUAUAUCUGUCUGAUAGAGCUAACCACAUUUUACGAUGCCCUGGGCAUUGAGCUGAAGAGGAAUCGGGAAGUUCGUAGAAAGGUGCGGGAAUCUGGCAUAUUUGGAGUUCCCCUGACUACAUUGCUGGAAAAUGACCAAAAGAAAUUUCCUGGCUCUAAAGUUCCCCUUGUUUUCAAAAAGCUGUUGUCGAAGUUGGAGCAGACAGGGCUGCAGACGGAAGGAAUUCUCAGGGUGCCUGGCUCUGCCUCUAGAGUAAAGCACUUGCGUCAAGAGCUGGAGGUGAAGUUUUAUGACGACAGUUUUGACUGGGAGCAGGUGAGACAAAACGAUGCAGCCGGUCUGCUGAAGAUGUUCAUCAGAGAGCUGCCGUACCCCCUGCUCACACUGCAGCACCUUCCUGCCUUCACCGCCGCACAAAAUAUCGCACCACACAAACACCAACUGCAGGCUCUGCACCUCCUCAUCCUGCUUCUGCCCGAAGCUAACAGAGACACGCUGAAGGCUCUGCUGGAGUUUCUAAGGAAGGUCGUGGCAUACGAGGAGAAGAACCGUAUGAGUCUGUGGAACGUCUCCAUGAUUGUGGCGCCGAAUCUAUUCACGGUCAGGGGAAAGAAGGCCAAGCAGGAGGAGAUGCAGGGAGCAGCAGGUGCAGCUCACCUGGUCCGCCUUCUCAUCGUCCACCAAGAUCUCCUGUGGACGGUGCCUUGUUUCCUCAUCUCGCACGUGCGAAAAAUGAACGAAGCUUCCGUGAGUAAGAAGACUCCCAGCUCAGAGAAGACUAAAAGGAAACUGCUAAGGAGACGCAACACCGACCGAGACAAAGAAAGGAGUGAGCUCACUGACCUUCGUGAAGGGGUCAUCAGGGUGCAGGCACCACUACAUGCCAAGAUCUCCAUGGCGAUUCAGCUAGACAGUAAGACGAAGGCUCGGGAUGUGAUGUCACGGUUUGAUUUCGAGAACGGCCAAACGUCUCGAAACAGCAGCAGAAAACAGAAGCAUUAUUUGUUUGAAGUUGGAGGGAAUAUAGGGGAACGCUGUCUUGAUCCGGACACUCACUUGCUAGAGGUGUAUCGUGUGAAUCCUCACUGUGAAUGGGUCCUGAAGUCCAGAACAACCUGAGCAUAUUUACACUGCUGCAACAGAUCAAAAAAAAAGACACUACAGCUGCAUCUCAUUUGUGCUCAUUUCAGGAUAUGGGUCAUGAAAACAGGAGAUUGGAGAAGCUGCCCCUCUUUCCAAAAUCACUUAAAAAACAAGUUUGCAACAAUGGAGCUGAGACAACCUCACUUGCCCCUUUUCAGAUAUUUAGAAGGAUUUUGAUUUAUCCGUCAAGCCUUUGUGUGGAAAGCUGGAUUUGAGACAGGCGCUCUCCAGAAAGAGGGCUUUACUUGUUUGUUUGGGGGUUUUUUCUCUGCAGCUUGCGUCACACAGGAUGAACAAUGCAAUGCUGGCCAUUGAGAUUGUUCGAUGCCAGAAACUUUUGUUGAUAUAAGGCCACUGUUGAAGCAUGUUUUUUCCAAUGCCUACACGGCCACACGUGUUAAAAAAAAAAAAAAAAGCAUGUACAUAUAAUAUUUAUACCACUAAUUUAUCCAUUUAUCUUGAGAUUUUACCAUGUAAACCAUAGUUGGUUUUGUAUUACACUGACUGCAUGCUUGCGAUUAAGCCAUUUGAACUUUCUAAACGUUAUGAAUAGGUACAGUUAUGCAUAAUGAUCACACAGUAAGCAUUAUUUUACCAAGUGAACUUUUAAAUGCCAAUUCACAACGCGCUUGAUAUGGAUUCAGUAGCUGUGCUGCGUGAAACCCAACAGGCUCUAGUGACUGCAGGAUUCCUGUUUUAAGCACUACAUUAUGAAAACGUGUUGCACGGUAACCCACGGACUGUGAAUUUUUACAAUGCAAAUGAGGCUCUGAAGUAGAGAGUAAUAAAUAUGUGGUCAAACAGG
Molecule: messenger RNA, 3008 nt
Organism: Tachysurus fulvidraco (yellow catfish)
Lineage: Eukaryota; Metazoa; Chordata; Actinopteri; Siluriformes; Bagridae
Gene: arhgap28
Product: Rho GTPase activating protein 28
Exons: 15
Coding region: 185-2179 (664 amino acids)
Biological process (GO): regulation of small GTPase mediated signal transduction; negative regulation of stress fiber assembly; signal transduction
Cellular component (GO): cytoplasm
Molecular function (GO): GTPase activator activity
Source: RefSeq, a predicted model, not a curated record